Molecule: messenger RNA, 1848 nt
Organism: Gilbertella persicaria
Lineage: Eukaryota; Fungi; Mucoromycota; Mucoromycetes; Mucorales; Choanephoraceae
Product: glycoside hydrolase superfamily
Exons: 2
Coding region: 1-1848 (615 amino acids)
Biological process (GO): carbohydrate catabolic process
Molecular function (GO): alpha-galactosidase activity
Source: RefSeq, a predicted model, not a curated record
AUGUUGGCAGAAGGGUUUCAGUGCUGGAGCACAACUCAAGAAAUGGACCGUUAUUCUCGACUUGCUUCUAUUCCUCGCGUUGUGUCAUGGGUAACUCAGUUCAACCUUCAAGGAGAUUACGACUUUUUUGAUUAUGCAGGUAAACCAGGUCAGAUCCAUGCUACAGGGUAUACAUAUUUUCGUCAUACACCAUCCAAUGCCAUUGUAUUUGUUGGUUCAACAACCGAAGGAUCAGGCUAUACUUACUUGAAAUCGGAUCUAAACAUCAAUAAGAUGAGCAUCUACAAGGAUAUUGAAGGCAAAAGGCUCUCUAAAGGGCAGUCACUCACGAUCGAAUUGUAUGUGGCCAAACGUGACCAUGUAGCUGAACUCACGUCUGUCUGGCAUCGUUAUGCAGCUUAUUAUGAUCCUGCCUGUCAAUUUCAAAACCCGCGUCAUCUCACAGGCUGGUCUUCUUGGUACAACUACUAUGAAAAGGUAACUGAAAGGGAUGUUCUCUCGAGUCUGGAAGCCUUUGAUAAGCAUCGAUACCCCAUUGAUGUAUUCCAGAUUGACGAUGGUUAUGAAUCGCACAUUGGUGAUUGGUUAGAGGUGAAAUCCACUUUUCCUCGAGGCAUGAAAGUGCUGGCACAGGACAUCUCUCGCAAAGGAUAUCUGCCUGGUCUAUGGUUGGCUCCUUUUGCAGUUGGGUUCAAGAGUAAGAUUGUGCAAGAACAUCCAGAAUGGCUAGUCAAAGACGCAAAUGGAUCUUUAGUAGUAGCAGGACCGAAUUGGGGUGGAUUCUAUGCAAUCGACAUUUACCAUCCAGAAGCCAAGGCCUAUUUGAAGCAUGUGUUUGAUCAAGUCAUCGAUGUCUGGGGAUUCAAGCUGCUUAAAUUAGAUUUUUUGUUUGCUGCAGCCAUGAUACCUCGCUUGGGCAAAUCGCGGGGUGAGAUCAUGUGGGAUGCCAUGGAUCUGAUUGUUGAAUGGAAUCAAAAGCGUGCACUUUUGUUAGGUUCAGGUGUGACAUUACCUUCCACAUGGGGUAGAUUGGAUUAUUCUCGUGUCAGUAGUGAUGCUUCUCCUUGGUGGGAUCAUACUGUUCUUAAACUAGCCAGUGUACGUGAACGUGUGGCUACUCUGAAUGCAAUGACAUCUACAUUGCAUCGAUGGCCUAUGGCUUCUACUGUCUUUGGUAGUGAUCCUGAUGUGUUCUUUAUUCGGUCUGACAACAACAAACUAACAGCAGAAGAAAAGCAUACAUUACUGGUCAUUAAUAUUGUCUCUGGUCAAUUGACACUCAUGUCAGAUAAUGUCGAUUUCUAUAGCCCACAAGAACAUCAACUCUACCGUUCCAUUUUCCCUAAACCAGAAGCACAGAUGCAGAGUGUGAUUCAGAUCAAACCUGAUCUCUAUCAAGCACAGUACACGUGUCGUGGCAGGGAAUACCUGUUUUUCAGUAAUCUGUCACCUUUGCCUCAUACUGUCUUACUACCCAUGAGUGCCACUGGUCAAUACGAUACAUUCUUUGAGCAUCGUAAUGUGUUGCUGUAUAAGAACAAGGUAGAUUGGUUGCCUUCUCAGUCUCAAAUAUUCCUCAAGCCGCAUGAAACGCGUACAUUUUUCAAGACUUCAGACCUAUUUAUGGGUUCCACAGGCCAUAUUGUGCCUGGCACAGACAUUGAACACAUACAGGAAACAAAAGAAGGCUCGAUUUAUGUUACGAUGGCAAGCAUGUCAAAACACACAAGACUCUAUUUCCGUAUCCAAAACAGUCUGCCUAUCAUUUAUAUCAACAACCAGCGUAUGCCUACUGAAAAGAUCGAAUGGAAUGAACAUAUCUCUUUAGCCAAAGUUUUAAUAAACUAA